AUGCUGCUGCCGCCGCCGGUGCUCACCCCGGGGCAGAUCAGCGCCUACGCCGAGCAGAACUUGGUGGCCACGUCGCAGCCGCCGCUGACGCUGCCGCCGCCAGCGCUGCUGGCAUCGGCCACCGCCCUCGAUAACGGCACCACUCACAGCGCCACCAACGGCAGCGCCGCCAACCCGGCGGCGGCGUCAGUGCUCCGCCGCUCGGGGAUGCCCAUGGCCGGCCCCGGCGAGGCCGCUUCCAACUACGUGAUCGAGGACGUGGUGAUGCCGUUCGAAAUGUACGGCAUGUUCGACUUGUUCAGCCGAGAUUCCACCCCCAACCGCACCCCUUCGAACCCGCAAGAUACCAGCGAGUUUGGCUAUACGCUGGCGCUUCUGACCACCGCCACCCAAGCCGAUCUGCAGCCGCUGUCGACGCCCCAGCCAUCAACUAAACCUACGGUGCACGGCGUCGGCAUCGCCCUGGGCGGCAUCCCCGACGGCGAGCUGUACUUGCCUCAAAGCGACUUGGAGAUGGUCGACCGCAUGUUCCCUCUUUUCCCGCUUGUGGGCCUGGCGCUGUUGGAGAACGAGGACACAUUGUUCAUCGACAAGGAACAGACGCAGCGACAGGCGCUGUCGCUGCUGACGAACCCGUUCUUGGCCAACUUGAACCAACGCAACCCCCACAUCAGCCAGUUGGAAACGCUGCUGGUGUCGGCGCCCAUGCAAGGCAUCAACCGCCCUGAGCUGGUGCUUCUGGACCUGCUGUUCGACGUGCCGUUGCUGCUGCUGGCGUACCCUCCGCUGGCCGACGGCCACACCCUGGUGCCGAAACUACUGUCGCAGCUUCUGCUGGACUUCUUCAACCCCGGCCCCGUCCUCAGCGAGUUGGACCAGGGCCUGUUUGACUACGACGAGCGCGACUUCGGCUCCGGCUCCCGCUACCGCACCGCGACGCCGCUGGUGCCCGAGGACCUCCCGUUACCCAGUUCCGGCCUCCCGCACGCGAUGCUGACGUUGAACCCGGCGCUGGAUCUGCAGCCGCCAUUCCAACAGGUGCCGUUUCUGCCACUGGCGUCGUUCCAGUGA
Messenger RNA from Diutina rugosa, 1071 nucleotides. RefSeq names its product Cup2p (gene CUP2). The record is from RefSeq and is a predicted model, not a curated record. Bases 1 to 1071 code for a protein of 356 amino acids. The transcript has a single exon. NCBI's taxonomy places the organism in Eukaryota, Fungi, Ascomycota, Pichiomycetes, Serinales, Debaryomycetaceae.